UUUGACAUUUGUAUUAUAAUGUCAAAAUGGAAAUGAAAUUAUUUUCUCUAAGGUUUGUGGUCUACGAGGUCUACAAUCUAAAUUUUUCUGAAAUCUAAGUAACUAACAUGAACAUAUUAAAAUGUUAAGUUUCUGUGACCAUUCGUCAUUCCUAAGAAUCGGCAUACGAUUUAGGUGUGUCUAGAUAUUUUGAAAUUACUGUAGAAUGAUAAUAAGUUACAUUUGACGAUCUUUAUCAUUCUAUCAUGGGUAAUCAAAAUAGCUGUUGCUGUUACCGCAGCCCAUCGCCUAUCAGAAAAGACAUCGUCAAACUAGAAGACUACCUUCCAGAAGGAGAAGUAAGUUCUAAUAAUAUUCAACAUAUUAGUGAACGGGAGCCUGAUGAUGGAGACAUUGAUCCUUCUCAAGAUCCAAUUGCGGGUACAAUUUUCAUGGAAAGGUCUAAAGCAUCAAUUGAGAAUGGUAUGACCAGAAAACGUAGUCAACAUCAAAUAGCUGAUAAUAAGCUUAAAAAGAGCAGUUCUUGUUCAACAAUUUACCUAGAUGACAGUACUGUAUCUCAGCCAAACCUAAAAAAUACAGUGAAAUGUGUUGCUCUCGCUAUUUAUUACCACAUUAAAAAUAGAACAUCUGAAAGAAGAUUAGAUAUUUUUGAUGAAAAGCUUCACCCUUUGUGUAAAGAAGGAGUUACUGAUGAUUAUGAUAAAUAUAAUCCAGAACAUAAGCAGAUAUAUAAGUUUGUUAGAACUCUUUUUAAUGCAGCACAGUUAACUGCAGAAUGUGCUAUCAUUACUUUGGUAUAUUUGGAGCGAUUGCUCAUUUGUGCUGAACUUGAUAUAGCCCCAUCAAAUUGGAAAAGAAUAGUUUUAGGAGCAAUAUUAUUGGCCAGCAAAGUGUGGGAUGACCAAGCUGUGUGGAAUGUAGACUACUGUCAAAUACUGAAAGACAUCACUGUAGAGGACAUGAAUGAAUUGGAACGUCAAUUUUUAGAAAUGUUGCAAUUUAACAUAAAUGUACCAUCUAGUGUUUAUGCUAAGUAUUAUUUUGACCUGCGUACACUUGCUGAGGCCAAUGACCUUGCAUUCCCUAGUGAGCCCCUUAGUAAAGAGAGAGCACAGAAGUUGGAAGCUAUGUCACGAGUGAUGGAAGACAAAAUAGCUGCUGAAGUAGUUAAAAAUGGAAUUAAGAAAUGGUCAAGCUUGGACAAUGUUAAUUCUGGUGCUGGUGUUAGAAGGAGUGUAGCCAUAUUGUCAUAAUAUGUUACUAAUCUCAUCAGGCAAUUUGGAGGAAAUAUUUAUUAACACAAAUUACAUAAGAGGCAACAUUGUGUA
Messenger RNA from Achroia grisella, 1331 nucleotides. RefSeq names its product cyclin-Y-like protein 1 (gene CycY). Gene Ontology annotation, biological process: regulation of canonical Wnt signaling pathway; regulation of cyclin-dependent protein serine/threonine kinase activity. The coding region runs from base 246 to 1256 and encodes 336 amino acids. Gene Ontology annotation, molecular function: protein kinase binding; cyclin-dependent protein serine/threonine kinase activator activity. NCBI's taxonomy places the organism in Eukaryota, Metazoa, Arthropoda, Insecta, Lepidoptera, Pyralidae. Gene Ontology annotation, cellular component: plasma membrane. The transcript has 2 exons. The record is from RefSeq and is a predicted model, not a curated record.